GUCAAGAUGAAGGUAUUUGUACUACUUGUUCUGGGAGUGAUGGGCUGCAGUCUGGCCGGAGCUCGAAUUGUGUCUAAAUGUGAACUAAGGGAGAAGCUGAUGCUCGCUGUCGCCAGCCUGCCAGAAAAGGAAAAGCAUUCAGGACUGAGUGGAGAGAACUUCAUAGCCAAGAUUGUCUGUUACGUGGAGCUGGCGUCUGACUUCAACACCAGCGCAGUGAACCAGCUGACGCGAGACAUGGGAGACCAUCACAGCCGGGAGAAGAGGGAAACCUCCUCCGGAGGUUUGUUCAGCUUGGCUAAAGAAGUCGGCCAGUUGAGCACAGAGAAGCCCGUCACGCGGGUGCGAGGCCGCGCCCAUCUGCAGUACAGUAGCGAGGAGAAGGAUGAAGGCUGGACUCUGUACGGCCUAUUCCAACUCUGCAGUCAAGUGGUGUGCAGUGAUGGCACCACUCCAUCACCAAACAUCUGCGGGGUUGACUGCUUCAGCUUGACUGAUGACAAUAUAACCGAUGACAUCAGCUGCGUUUUGAAGAUCCUCAAAGAUCUUGUUGAAAAUGGCUUCAUGGCACCACACUGGAAAGAGCUAAAGACAAUCAUCAGGUUCAUCUUGCAGGAGGACUGCAGAAACAUGCAGGCUGCAGAGUACUUUGCUGAAUGUUUCUAAAAUCCAUAAUUGUAUGCAUGGAUUGUCACUGGAUAGAGUAGUGUUCUAUAAAAGUGUAGCCAGCACUAAAUGAAUAAAAAUAUGAAGUAU
Molecule: messenger RNA, 756 nt
Organism: Cololabis saira (Pacific saury)
Lineage: Eukaryota; Metazoa; Chordata; Actinopteri; Beloniformes; Belonidae
Product: lysozyme C, milk isozyme
Exons: 5
Coding region: 7-666 (219 amino acids)
Source: RefSeq, a predicted model, not a curated record